Messenger RNA from Sitophilus oryzae (rice weevil), 546 nucleotides. RefSeq lists its product as uncharacterized. NCBI's taxonomy places the organism in Eukaryota, Metazoa, Arthropoda, Insecta, Coleoptera, Curculionidae. The coding region runs from base 1 to 546 and encodes 181 amino acids. The transcript is spliced from 4 exons. The record is from RefSeq and is a predicted model, not a curated record.
AUGGCGGCUCGAGCGGUCGCACCCCAAGAACCUCCUAGAUCAUCACCUCAGCAAGACUCUAUGGCUGUGGUAGCCGGUGUGGGAGCAACGACAUUUACUCCUACAGAAACUCCUACUACAAAAGAGCCAUACACGGAAGAGGAUAUUCCAGUGGAUUAUCCUCAAACUAGUUCCACUGUAAGAGGAGUAGAAAUAGGUAUAGUCCUCCUGGUCCUUGUAGUGUGGAUAGGGGCCAUCGCUCUCUUCUUCAACCGUUGGGGCAAAAUAAGAAUGUUGCUGCCUUACCAGCCCGACUACAAGCAGGAGCAGCUCAAAGUGCCGGGCACAGCGGCGUGCGCGGCGGCAGUGGCGGCGGGCAACACAUGCACACAUCAUCCCACGACGAACAUAUGCCAGCAGUGCAAAAAGAAGAAACGGGAAAGACUGCGUUUACUAUCCCGACCGCAGCCCAUAACUGGACCAAUUUGUACUUGUUAUCUCUCCAAGAACGACAAGAACGGAAUGGAGAUGGCUGGUGGCUACAUCGCUGAUAUCGAUUCUGAUUAA